AUGAGUCCGCUUCAGCUAUUGAUCGCUCUCCUCCUGGUGGCUCUGAUUAAGUCGGGUCUUGGCCAGCUGCCCCAGAACGACUGCUUUCCGCGUUUCAAGUACAACUCCUUCCAAGGGCAGUUCAUCGGUCUGGUGGAAGUGCGUCAUCCCCCGGUCAACAACCAUACACUAAUCCUUCAGUUCUCCCAAUUGGGCUAUCACGAUUUCUCGAACAAUGUAGGCAGUAUUUCUUUGGUGGACGAUGAUGAGACGACUCAGAAGAAUUUGCGCCAGGGAUUUCCGGUUCGAUAUCGAGUGGAUUUUCCGAUUCCCACAAUUCCGCCCAAGAUCACAAGCAUGCGAUUAAAUGACAUAGAGCUUUGCGGUGGAUCAGAAUACCGCAAACCAAGAACUGGCAUUACGCUGCGGAUCACUUGGACCACCCCAUACGUUUCUAUAUUUGAGGUCAAUCCUCAACCAUUGCCAUCACGACCUGAUCCAGUUUGGCGACAGGAAGAAGAUCCACAAACCGAACAAAGUGAUUGGACCUAUAAUAGUCCGCCAAGGAUCACAAAUAAUGAAGAGAGAUUUGGAGGAAGUAAUGGAUCGUUGCAACUAUUCCCCAGUCCUGGAAGGGGUCCUGUGCCGCAGCAGACUUUAUCUAAUCCAGUUCGAGGAACUGCCCCCCGGAAGCCGGUGCCAAUUCCUGGUACAAUUAAUACCCCCCAGCAGCCGGUCACAAAUCCUGGUCGCAGUUCUGCCCCCCAGGCAAGCUCUUCCAAUGGGAUUCCGUGCGGAAUUGAGAGGACGAGCACCACUCCCCUGAUCUUCCAGGGCAGAAACCUGCAGCGCGGUCAGCUGCCAUGGCUAGUGGCCAUCUUCGAGAGAAGGGAAAACAACGGUCCCGCCUUCAUUUGUGGCGGCUCCCUGAUCUCAACUUCCACGGUACUGUCAGCGGCCCACUGCUUUCGGUUUCCUGGCCGGGAUUUGACCGCGGAUCGCACGGCCGUCUCCCUGGGACGAAACAGUCUGGCCAUUCACUCCGAAGGUGAAAUUCGGGGGGUGUCCCAGUUAAUCAUUCACGAAAACUAUCAGAUUAAGCAAUUUACGGAGGCGGAUUUGGUACUGCUCAGAUUGGAUGAACCAGUGAGGUACAACGACUACAUAGUACCCAUUUGCCUGUGGAGCAGCAGUAAUCGGAUGGACCUGCCGCAAGGGCACACGACAUAUGUGGCUGGCUGGGGACCGGACGAGACCGGCACCGGCAACUCGGAUGUGUCGAAGAUCACCGACCUGAAAAUCGUAAGCGAAUCGAACUGCAACCUGGAGCUGCCCCACACGUUGGUCCAGCCGAGCACGCUGUGUGCCAAGAAGACAGGCAGCGGACCCUGUGCCAGCGACGGAGGCGGACCCUUGAUGCUGCGGGAACGGGACGUAUGGGUGCUGCGGGGAGUGAUCUCCGGGGGGUUGAUUAACGAGAAGGAGCACACCUGCGAACUAGCCAAGCCAUCCGUGUUCACCGAUGUGGCCAAGCACAUCGACUGGGUGCGCCGGAACAUGUGGGACUAAGAGGAAAAGUGGAGUUUGUCUGCUCUUUGGGAUUCACAUAGAUAUAUGCAUUUCAGACACGUAACUGGCAGAUCCAAGUGCUGAGUUACUGUCUCUUAACUGGCCUCUACUCAUCGGGUAAUUCUCACUAGAUUCAUUAAUCAUUGAAUGAAAUAAAUUGAAGAAGCUUAUCUUGUGUACACUACAACA
Drosophila elegans is the source of this 1737-nucleotide messenger RNA. RefSeq names its product serine protease 44. Lineage: Eukaryota; Metazoa; Arthropoda; Insecta; Diptera; Drosophilidae. Gene Ontology annotation, biological process: proteolysis. The transcript has 4 exons. The coding region runs from base 1 to 1548 and encodes 515 amino acids. Gene Ontology annotation, molecular function: serine-type endopeptidase activity. The record is from RefSeq and is a predicted model, not a curated record.